CUUCUUUUUCUGGUUUUGUCUUCUUUUCAAAUUGGAACAUCUGUGGUGCUUAAUACACCACUUGGUUAUUUACGUGGAAGAGUUCGUUUUAUUGACAAUAGAUCCAUAUUCCAGUUUUUAAACGUACCGUAUGCACAACCACCGAUAGGUGUUUUGAGGUUUGAAAAACCACAGCCUGUCUUGCCUUGGCGUGGAAUACUGAACGCCACGGAGUAUGGACCAGCAUGUGUUCAAAAUUCCGGACAGCCGAAGUUUCUAAUGAGUGAAAAUUGUUUAGUGAUGAAUAUUUAUAUUCCAUAUAAUGUGAACGUAAGUGCUUCAAGGGCAGUCAUGUUGUACAUCCAUGGUGGAGGUUAUACUCAAGGUCAAGGUCACUCACAGGAUGGCUCGCUUUUGGCAUUAACUGGCGAUGUAAUAGUUAUUACGAUAAAUUAUCGUUUAGAUGUUCUUGGAUUCUUAUCCACAAAAGAAUAUGGACUUCCAGGAAACUAUGGUCUUUGGGAUCAAAGAUUAUCCUUUUUAUGGGUUCGUCAAAAUAUUGCAUCAUUUGGUGGUGAUCCAAAACAAGUAACAAUUUUUGGUGAAUCAGCAGGUGCCUAUAGCGUUGGCUUACAUCUAGUUUCUCGUUGGAAUCAAGGUUUAUUUAAACGAGCUUUAAGUGAAAGUGGUGUGACUUUAUCUCCUAGAACAUUAGCUUAUGAUCCUGUAUCAUUUUCCAAAAGUUUUCUCAUAGACAUUGGUUGUUUCCCAACUAAAACCUCGUCAAAUGUAAAAUCAUGUUUGAUGACGAAGAGUACUACAGAACUCCUUUCAGCAUCAUCCCGAGCUGCAGGAACAAGUUUUCUUGCAUUCCGAUUACCUAUUGGUCCAGUUGUUGAUGGUGACUUUUUAACAAAGACACCCGAAGAACUGCUCUCUGAUAGAAGUCUUCCUUUCUAUCAUGUUGAUGUUAUGGCUGGAACUAACAGUGGCGAAGGUGUCCUCAUUCUGUACCCCUUAUCAGUUUAUCAAACUGCUUUAAACAUAAAUUUACGACUGGGUAUACCCAACCGUGUUCUGUGUGAUAAUAUCACCACUAGUUUAGCUAGAGAUUAUUACAAUGGUUCUGUUUCUAUAGCUAGUCGUAUCUGCCACAUGUAUUCUGGAACUAGUCUCCCUGAACAGGGUCGAGAAGUAGUGAAUAUGUUUGGUGAUAUGUCAUUUCUGGCACCAACUGUAGCUGUUUUAGAUCAACACUCGACUCAUGCCAUUGGUCAAACAACAUAUCAGUACUACUUUACACAAGUUUUAUCAUCAAGUACAAUAACUCGCCAGUAUCCAUGGUUUGUUGGUGUGGUCCAUGCUGGUGAAUUGGUUUUUGUAUUUGGUCCAAUGGUAUCUUUGGCCCCAGGACAAUAUACACAACAGGAGGUGGCCUUUUCUAAUAAAGUACAGAUUUAUUGGACAAAUUUUGCUAAGCAUGGCAACCCAAAUGGACUUCACGUUGAACAAUGGCCAAGUUAUAUCACCAGUAAAAGCUAUCAAGAUUUAUCUUUUGCUAUCCAAUCAAAGCAAAACAUAUUUCCUAACAGAAUGAAUCUGUGGUUGUCUUUAAACCCUGUCCAACUUGCCGAACUCCAA
Molecule: messenger RNA, 1620 nt
Organism: Lottia gigantea (owl limpet)
Lineage: Eukaryota; Metazoa; Mollusca; Gastropoda; Lottiidae
Exons: 2
Biological process (GO): postsynaptic membrane assembly; presynaptic membrane assembly; modulation of chemical synaptic transmission
Cellular component (GO): cell surface; synapse
Molecular function (GO): neurexin family protein binding; signaling receptor activity
Source: RefSeq, a predicted model, not a curated record